AUGACUGUUCAACUACCACCAAAGGGAAUUUACUCUCCAAUUCCAACAUUUUUCAAAAAGGAUUACUCCAUUGAUUAUGAAUCAAUCCUCAAACAUGUGAGAUACCUAUACCAAGCGAAGGUCACUGGAAUUUUAAUUGGAGGUUCAACUGGUGAAGCCAUUAACCUCACCAGAGAAGAGAGGCAUGAGAUCAUCAGGAGAGUGAGAUCAGAGUUUCCUGAUCCCAGCUUCAAGGUUAUGGGAGGAGCUAUUGGUUCUUGUAUUCCUGAUUUGCUUGAUGAUAUCCAAGGCUUAAAAAGUCUGAAGGUUGAUUACGCAGUUGUUUUGGUUCCAGGUUAUUACGGUCCUGGAUUAACAAAGCAGCAAGGUCUGGUCAAUUUCUUCCAGACCGUUGCCGACAGCUCAAAACUACCUCUUUUGAUAUACAAUUAUCCUGGCGUUCAAAACAAUAUUGAUCUGACCAUUGAAAGCUAUAUCAAGCUCGCGAAACAUCCAAACAUCGUUGGGUGCAAGCUGACACACUACAAUUUCACAUUGUACACUCUUAUCUGCCAAAAUGAGGAAAUUAAGAGUGCAAAUUUCAGGCCACUUGCUGGUGUAGGCCAGGUUUUAGUUCCCGCAUUGGCUACAGGAAUUGAGGGCUGCAUUGAUGGAUUGUCCAAUGUUUUUCCAAAAUCCAUGCUCAAGGUCUUUAACGACUACGGUAAAGGCGACACCGUCCAGGCUGCAAAAUUCCAGGAACUCGUUACAACAGUAAACGAAAUGACUGCAGUUUUAAACCUGUUAGGUCUGAAGUUUGCUCUGAACCAUAUUCUGGGUAUUGGUGAGGUCUUGCACGGAAGACCACCAAUUGACCAGGACAUUGACGAGUCUGUGUGGGAAAAGUAUCUUCCAGCCUUUGAAAAGUUAUGGGCAAUUGAGAAGGGUCUUUGA
Molecule: messenger RNA, 933 nt
Organism: Kuraishia capsulata CBS 1993
Lineage: Eukaryota; Fungi; Ascomycota; Pichiomycetes; Pichiales; Pichiaceae
Exons: 1
Coding region: 1-933 (310 amino acids)
Molecular function (GO): 4-hydroxy-tetrahydrodipicolinate synthase activity
Source: RefSeq, a predicted model, not a curated record